GAGAGUCAGAGUAAGAGAGAUAUCCGAUAAGAAAUCCGAUUUCGGGAAUUUCCAUUUCUUUCAUUUGUCUCUGCCUGCAAUGGCGUUUUCCAAAUCCCACAUAUGCCAGUGCUUGAGCCGGAUUUCGACUCUCAGGCGAGAUUCUCCGGUCACGAUCACCGGAAACAGGAGAAUCAACGGCGAGGAUUUCGCCGCCGGCGUGGCCGCACUGGCUCGAGGUCUGUCGGAGGAGCUCGGCGUCGGAGAAGGAGACGUCGUCGCUAUAGCAGCUCUUAACAGUGACUGGUAUUUGGAACUGCUUUUAGCCAUUGCAUAUGUUGGAGGGAUCGCCGCUCCGCUCAACUACCGCUGGAGCUUUGAAGAGGCCAGAUAUGCAAUGGAGCUGGUGGGGCCCACAGUGUUAGUGGUGGAUGAAAGCUGCUAUGUGUGGUCCUUGGAGCUUCAAAAUUACAAAAAUACCAAGCUACAGUCCUUGACGUCUCAUGUCUUUCUUGGAGAUCCUUCUUCAAGCCUUAGCAACUAUCUCAAUAUGGUCACUACGAACACCAUAAAAUGCCUGUUAGAUGGGCCACAAGCAUAUGACUACCGUUGGUCGCCGAAGGGCAUUGCUAUGAUAAUCUUCACAUCAGGGACCACUGGCAGACCAAAAGGAGUCGCUAUAAGCCAUACAUCUCUCAUCGUUCAAUCCCUUGCUAAAAUCGCAACCGUUGGUUAUGGUGAUGAUGAUGUUUAUCUCCACACAGCUCCUUUGUGCCAUAUUGGUGGAAUAUCCACAUGCUUGGCUAUGCUCAUGGUAGGAGCUUGCCAUGUCUUCCUCCCUAAGUUUGAAGCAAGAUCAGCCGUCCAAGCCAUAGAACAGUACCAUAUCACAUCUCUGAUCACCGUCCCUACAAUGGUGGCAGAUCUACUGUCUACUCUCAGGGAAGAGAGAAGAUGGACGGGUGGAGAGAGUGUGAAGAAGAUUUUAAGCGGUGGUGGAGGGCUUUCAAAUGAGCUUCUCAAGGGCGCUUCUCAUGUCUUCCCUAAUGCUAAGAUUGUUUCAGCCUAUGGGAUGACAGAGGCAUGUUCUUCACUUACCUUCAUGACUAAUCGUGAUCCAACGGUUCAAAAUCCCCGCAAGUCCCUUGGGACAAUCCCCACCAUUGAUAUCGACCCAACUCCCGAUAUGAAGGGCACCCUAGUCGGGAAACCUGCACCACACAUCGAGCUACGGAUAAGUGUGAAUGACAACGGCGAGGAUCAUGCGGGCGUUGGGCGGAUCCUUACUAGGGGCCCACAUGUGAUGACUGGGUAUUGGGGUCAGAUUCCGGCGGAGGCGUCAGAUUCCGGUGAGGGAGGGUGGCUGGACACGGGUGACAUUGGAUGGAUGGACGGCUGUGGUGAUUUGUGGCUAGUGGGGCGAUCAAAGGGCCGAAUCAAGAGCGGAGGGGAGAAUGUAUACCCAGAGGAGGUUGAGGCCGUACUUUCACAACACCCGGGAGUUUCAGGCAUCGUCGUCAUCGGUGCUCCGCACGCUCGAUUGACGGAGACGAUCGUAGCUUGCGUUCGGAUAAAAGAGAAUUGGCGGUGGACCACCGAUCAAAAUAGAGAUCCUUGGAAUGAAGGGAAAGAACAAGUUCUAUCUGGGAAGAUCCUCCAGAGCUAUUGCAAGAUGCGAAAUUUAACUGGGUUCAAAAUACCUAAGAUAUUUAUAUUGUGGAAGAAGCCGUUUCCACUAACUACUAUUGGGAAACUCAAAAGAGAUGAAGUCAAGAACGAGGCCUCCGCUCACUUGCAAUUCAUACAUAGCCAUCUAUGAGCUAAUAUGGUUGUAAACUCGCACUAUAGAGGGAAGACUUUGAUAUUAAUAAAGUGAUUUUGCCC
This is a messenger RNA of Magnolia sinica, 1863 nucleotides long. Its product is annotated as 2-succinylbenzoate--CoA ligase, chloroplastic/peroxisomal. The coding region runs from base 80 to 1798 and encodes 572 amino acids. The transcript is spliced from 10 exons. Lineage: Eukaryota; Viridiplantae; Streptophyta; Magnoliopsida; Magnoliales; Magnoliaceae. The record is from RefSeq and is a predicted model, not a curated record. Gene Ontology annotation, molecular function: medium-chain fatty acid-CoA ligase activity. Gene Ontology annotation, biological process: fatty acid metabolic process.